AUUAAACACACACAAUAACCCUCUCAAAAAAAUUGGCGGCAACACACACACACACCAUUACUUCUAGGUUUCAUCCACACUCUCCGCCGUGCCCCGCCACGCUCCGCCACAAUGUUCGGAGCUCCGGCAUCCUCCUCCCCGUUCGGCACUCCGUCCUCCACCCCGGCGUUCGGCACACCGUCCUCCACCCCUGCAUUUGGCACACCGUCAUCAACGCCGGCGUUCGGCACACCGUCCUCAACGCCGGCGUUCGGAACGCCGUCAACGUCGUCGUUCGCCACCGGCUUCGGUACCUCACUGUUUUCCUCUCCGUUCUCUCAACAACAACAGCCGCAAACGACGCCGUUUCAGCAGCAGAGUUCUAGUCCGUUUGGAUUUUCGACUCCGUUUACGGCAACGACUCAGGCGAAUAAUAAUCUGUUUGGACAGACGACGCCCGCUGCGACGCCGUUUAAUGCUCAGUUGACUACUCAGAUGGCUCCUGUUGCUCCGCUUCCGUUCUCUCUUGCCGAUCGAGAUAUUCAGGCAAUACUUGAUGCUUACAAGGAUGAAGUUACGAACCCUAAGUAUGCUUUUAAGCACUUGCUGUUUAGUGUGACUGAGCCACAAUUUAGGGCAAAGCCUGCUGGUGUAUCGGAUAUAAUGUGGGCAGAGGCAAUGGGUAAGCUAGAAGGUAUGGAGGCUUCCAACCGUGAACGUCUUUGGCCUCAACUUGUUAAGGGCUUCAAAGAUCUUUCUGAACGUCUUAAGGUUUGUUGACGUGUACAACCCCGAAGAGCACUCAUGGUGCGAGAUGAAAAACGGAUGCGUGAUGGUGACUGCUCACGCCGUAGUGGGAAAAAAGCUAUUUUGUAUGGAAUGGAAAAACCAACGAAAACUCGCCAUUUUCAACCCUGAAGAUAACUCAUGGAAGAUGGUCGGGGUCCCGGUUAUUGGAAGCUCGAGUGUCGGGUUUCGGUUUGGUAUAAUUGAAGAUAAACUAUUGCUUUUUUCACUUGAAGAAGAACAAGGAGGAUUCAACACACUUUUGUAUGACCCAACUGCGACUCCUGGGUCCGAAUGGCAAGUUUCGAAGAUUAAACCGUCUGGUUUAUGUUUGUGUUGUGUCACAAUUAAGGCGUAAUGAUUGAUUGACCAUUAAGGUUUAUAAAAUUAUUGAUUUGAAUGUGUUGUUUUGUAAGAAUAAGGGAUUUUGGUUAUGUUUUAGAACUUGAAAGGAAGUUGUUAAUGUGGUUAUUCUUAGAUUUGUUUGAACAGAAGUUGCUGUUGAUGUGGUGAUAAAUGGAUUUGUUUUGAGUUGUU
Molecule: messenger RNA, 1302 nt
Organism: Helianthus annuus (common sunflower)
Lineage: Eukaryota; Viridiplantae; Streptophyta; Magnoliopsida; Asterales; Asteraceae
Product: nuclear pore complex protein NUP54-like
Exons: 5
Coding region: 112-759 (215 amino acids)
Biological process (GO): protein localization to nuclear inner membrane; nuclear pore organization; NLS-bearing protein import into nucleus
Cellular component (GO): nuclear pore central transport channel; nuclear pore
Molecular function (GO): structural constituent of nuclear pore
Source: RefSeq, a predicted model, not a curated record